Molecule: messenger RNA, 2329 nt
Organism: Coturnix japonica (Japanese quail)
Lineage: Eukaryota; Metazoa; Chordata; Aves; Galliformes; Phasianidae
Gene: WASHC3
Product: WASH complex subunit 3
Biological process (GO): exocytosis; actin filament polymerization
Cellular component (GO): WASH complex
Source: RefSeq, a predicted model, not a curated record
GCAGGGAGGUUUUAUUUCCGUGCCGAGGACGCUUGAAUACAGGUGGGGUUUCCGGGGUGCGGGCAGUCUGCCGGCCCGCGGGGAUGGAUGAGGACGGGCUGCCCAUCGUGGGCUCCGGCAUCGACCUCACUAAGGUUCCUGCUAUUCAGCAGAAAAGAACUGUAGCGUUUCUAAACCAGUUUGUGGUUCACACAGUGCAGUUUCUGAACCGCUUUUCUACUGUUUGUGAAGAGAAAUUGUCAGCACUCUCUCUCCGUAUCCAGCAAAUUGAAACAACACUCAAUAUACUGGAUGCAAAGUUAUCCUCUAUUCCUGGCUUAGAAGAUGUCAAAUUUGAAGUGCCCAGUGCAGAUCUGAAUAGUGUCACAAGUAGUCCCAUGGCACCACCCACUGCAGAUCAACAGGCAGCUGUGUCACCUCAAUCUGGACAGAACAGUAAACAUGAAGAAGCACUACAGAAAACAGAGAUAGUAACAGAAAAUGUGAAAACUGUGGCCAAAGACCCAAGAUAUGCCAGAUAUCUCAAAAUGGUCCAAGUGGGUGUUCCUGUUAUGGCCAUACGAAACAAAAUGAUUUCUGAGGGACUAAAUCCAGAUCUUCUUGAGACUCCAGAUGCCCCUGUACCUGCCUGGGGAGACGAUGGGAAUGCAGAAGACAGUUCUGAUAGUGAAUCUUCCUUUAGUGACUAAAGAGACUGAUUUCAGCCUUUGGAAACCUCCAUUAAGUGCUAAUGUGUUUGGAGCUUUUGCAAAUUUUGUGUGCAUCACAUGGGUGACAUGAUUUAUCUGACAGCUUUUCUUAGCACUGAGAUCUUCUGUGUUCUCUCCUGAGAAGUCUGGGCAGGCAGUGUGUUUGACCUGAACCUUUCCAUCAUGAAAAUGGAUUGCGAUAUCCUUGUGAUGUUUAUCCUUCAUUAUUUCAGAUUCUUUCUGAUUCUUCUAGAGUUACCUUAAAAAACCCUCAAAAAUUCUGCUCCAGGUCUGUAAGACUGCAUUCUGUUCAUUCUUGGUUUGCUGUAUAGGACUUCUAACCUAAGCUGCCUUCUGUCCCACAGCAUUCAGCUAAAGUAACUUAUCAAAAUUUAUUUGUAAACUUAUAAGCUGCUAUAUUUUUCCUUCAAAUAUGCUAUAUUUUUGAAGUGGUGUGACAAGAAUUACACAGAAGCCACCUGUCUUACAGUGUUUGCGUAUCAGUGAUACUCUGUUUUGAAAGAACCUAGGCUACACAUUUAUAAUACCUAUUUUUGAAGUAUAUACUACUGUUUGAUUUCAUGCUAGAGAUUAUAUGAAUCUGUUAAAUAAAUUCCUGUUCUUUAGUGUAAUUAUUUAUCAAAUUCAGGUUACAGUAUUGAAGGAAACUACAGAUACUGCAAGGUGUUUUUCUUAAUGACAGUGAGAAAAGCAGAUGACUGGGACACUGUUAACAGAAUACCAGAUUCUCACUAAUUUUUCACUCUCAAGUGGGUCAGUAAAAACCAUUUAAUGAGAGCUUUUGGUUUGUUGGAAAGGAAUUUUUGCCGUGCAGUUCACGUAACAUAAAAAAUCACCUCCACUUUGGUGCCCUGGCUGAAUUUUCCAGCGAAAUAGUCAAAAUUCAGUUUAUGUAAUGGUUAAAAUACCUUGCUACCUUUUGAGGAUACAUUGGGUAACAAGAUGAAGAUACCAGCUUGGAGCCAGACUGGCCCUGAAGACUUCCUUCUAAAGUAGUUAAUCUGCUGCAUGAGUCAAAAAUGACAUUUCAUUAAAGAAUCUUCUUUAAUAUAAUUUGUUCCACAUUAAAUUCUUCAAAAUCUAUUUGAAUUCCCCAGACUAAUGUGAUUACACCAGAAUAGUGUGGCCAGGCCGCUAGUCAUUUUCUGGUAUUUCACAUUCUUCCUAAGACCAAGAAAAUACUAGAACUGAAUCUGAGUGUGUAAAUUUGGUAGCCUUUAUGACUGAGUCACUAUCUCCUCUCUUAGUUAUUUAUGUCACUUCAAUAGGCUAGCUGAUCUUUUUUUUCCUGUAACUUAAGCUGCCAUCUGAGUCAAGCAGAUGUAUUCAAGCUCUUCAAAACCUGUAAAUCAGAAUAUGACCUGAAUCCCUUGGAGGAAGGUAAAAUAGGCACUAGAAAAUGUCUGGAGGUGGCAUUUCAGUGAUGAGUUAUUAUUGAACAAAACCAAAAAUAUUCAAUAACAAAUAUUUAGCAAAACUUGAGAAAUAUUAACAUAUUAACAAAUAUUUCAGAAGAAAAUGCUAUGAUGUUCUUUCAGAAACAUUAACACUUUUUGAAAUCUAUAUUUGAAAGCUUGUUUAAGCAACCUGUGUAAUAAAAGCGAUGUUUUUUAAACUGA